Molecule: messenger RNA, 3818 nt
Organism: Lolium rigidum
Lineage: Eukaryota; Viridiplantae; Streptophyta; Magnoliopsida; Poales; Poaceae
Product: ATP-dependent DNA helicase SRS2-like protein At4g25120
Exons: 31
Coding region: 37-3621 (1194 amino acids)
Biological process (GO): recombinational repair
Cellular component (GO): nucleus
Molecular function (GO): ATP binding; DNA binding; 3'-5' DNA helicase activity
Source: RefSeq, a predicted model, not a curated record
CCCUCGCCGCCGGCGGUGGCGGUGGCGACGGCGACGAUGUCGCGCUGGAAGGAGAACCUUUCGCCUGCGCCGCCCCACUUCGGCGGAUGGUCCAACCCCUCCCCACUCCUCCCCUGCAAGCGCCCGCUGCAAUCUCCAUGUCCGCCGCCCCGCCGGGCGCUCGCCGAAGUCACCGGCAACGCCCUGCAGAAGCGCGUCUCCGGAUCCGGAGGCAUGUGCGACGCGGAGGGGAUCGAUUAUGGGUACAUGACUCCUCUCCCAAAGGUGCCCAAGUCUUGCGGGUUCCUUGUAGAGGACGACGACAUGGACGAGGCGUUCUUGCUGGAGGUGGACGCCAUCUGCGAGGAGCACUCGAGAUCCAUGGCAGGGAAGGAUAAGGGUAGGAAGAUGGAUUCGACGGUCGAGCGAGAGCCGGUCGUUGUGGCGGAAGCAAUCGACCCCGGACCAGAGUGCUUAACGCUUGAUGAUGCAUUCUGGAAGGAGGCGAACACCGUUUUUGAGGAGUGUAAUGCACAGACUGCUGCCAAGAGCCAUGAUGAGGAGCUGAAGGAAAUGGAGGAAGACGAAAGCUUGGUGCUCUCGUAUGGUGAUGAUUCGCUCCUGCCAGCUAUUUCCAUUGCAGAUGACGGCGUUAAGUUGGAGGACGCUUUCUGGGAAGUCAAUGCCAUCAGCAAGGAGCAUAAUGCCACGUCUUCCGCAAAGAACCAGGAGGCGAUAAAUGAGGUGGACCUGGAAGAUGGCUCAGUAGCAUUAUGUGUUGAUUUCCCUCCAGUAAUUUCCAUUGCGGAGGUGGGAGGAGAGGUUGUUGAUGCAUUCUUGGGGGAGGUCGACGCCAUCUGCGAGGGGCAGGCUACCAUGUCUGCUGCCAAGGACAAGGAGGAGCCUGGAGAGAUGGGACUUGAAAUGGAGGAAGAUGACGGGUGUGCUCCAAGGAAGUACUAUGAGUAUUUACACUCCCUAAACGACAGACAGAGGGAGGCUGCAUGUAGUGAUGUAGCUGUUCCAUUAAUGAUUGUGGCAGGUCCAGGAAGUGGAAAGACUUCCACAAUGGUGGGUAGGGUUCUUACAUUGCUCAAAGAGGGAAUUCCACCAUCAAACAUUCUUGCUAUGACGUUCACAACUGCUGCUGCCUCAGAAAUGAGGGACAGGAUAGCGGCAGUGGUCGGGAAGGCAGUUGCCAAGGAGAUCAUAAUAAGCACAUUUCACUCCUUCUGCUUGCAGCUUUGCAGGGCCCAUGCUGAAAAGCUAGGCCGCACAUCUGAAUUCGUAAUAUAUGGCCAUGGACAACAGAGGAGGGCCAUUAUUGAGGCCGAACGCCUAUUGGAACAUGCCAAGAGUGAUGGUCUAGGAGAUGCAGUUAAACAGGAUGAUGGAGACAUAAAAAAUUCUUUUAAAGACAAAGCUAAGAAGUGGCUCAAGUUUGUUACACAGGCAAAAUCUUCAGGAAAAAGUCCUGAAGAGUAUGAAAAGAAGGGUGAUUUGGCAGGGGCUUCGAUUCUUCGGCACUAUAAUGAAAUACUAGUGUCUUGCAAUGCUCUUGAUUACCAUGAUUUUAUUAACUCAUCCAUAACUCUUCUCACGAAGUUUCCUGAAGUAUACAAAGAGUGCCAGGAGACAUGGCAGGCAAUAGUAGUUGAUGAGUUUCAGGAUACCAGUGCUAUGCAAUAUUUUCUUCUGAAGCUUCUAGCUUCCCACAAUCAUAUAACUAUUGUUGGUGAUGAAGACCAGUCCAUCUUCAGUUUCAAUGGUGCCGAUGUUUCUGGCUUUGAUUCAUUCCGGAGAGACUUUCCAAAUCACAAAGAGGUCAGGUUGAACAAGAACUACCGUUCUACACGGGCAAUUGUCGAAGCAGCUACAGCUCUUAUUCACAACAACACUAAACGAGGUCAUCAUAAACUUGCUGAGACAGACAACCCUUCUGGGAGUAAGAUCACUGUUAAGGAGUGCCAUAGUGAAGAUUCACAAUGUGCAUUUGUUAUCGACAAAAUAAUUGAAACUACAUCUAGUUCAGCUGAAGGCUGCAACUUUGGCAAAGUAGCAGUCUUAUAUCGACGACAGUCUAACUUUUAUACACAGAUAACCGGGAAAGCGUUCCAAGUGUCGUUCCGCAACAGGAAAAUACCCUUUAAUGUUCAUGGUGUUGCUUUCUACAGGAAAAAGGUGAUCAAAGCUAUUAUGGCAAUACUCAGGACCACAUUACCUGGUUGUGAUGAUGGCCCAUGGCGUCAGGCCUUCAAGACCAUUUUGCCUGGUGACAAGGAAGAGAAAAAGAAGAUUAUAGAUCAUGUCGAAAAGAUUUCGCUGGCUAGAAAGUGUAGCUUUAUAUCAGCUGCUACUGAUAUCUUCAGUGCAAAGGUCUCGGGUACCUUCAAAAGGGCCCAGAUUACUCAAGGGCGUAAGGUUUUAUCGACCUUGUAUAGCCUAUCAAAAUUUGUUGAGAGGGAGCAAUCGGUUUCAGCUGUCAUUUCUUCUGUGGGAAAUAUGUUACCUCAGCAAUAUCUCCUUGAAAAGCGUGCAGUUAUUGAUAAUGACGGUGGUAAACUUUUAAAUGAAGAUAAUGACAUCAGAUCUGUACUUCAGUUUUUAAUGGAUGAUGUGUCUGACUUCUUGUCAACACAUUUUUCUAGUUCAAGGGAUGCAAGCCAGAUUGAGGAGAAAGGCUGCGCUUCCACACUUAAAGCCUUUAUUGAUUAUAUUUCUUUGAGAGAAACAGAAAAUUUUCGAUCCCGAAAGGAGGAAAAUAAGAACUCUAUCACAUUAACAACUAUUCAUCAGUCAAAAGGUCUAGAGUGGGAUGUUGUAUUUAUUGUUCAGGCGAACGAUUCAGAGAUCCCGUUGCUUCAUGAGUACAAUGGCACCGUGAAAGAAGCUGGAAGCACGUUGGAGGAGGAGAGGAGGCUAUUUUAUGUUGCAAUGACACGAGCUCGGAAGAAAUUGUACAUCUUACAUGUCACAGUUGACUCUUAUCGGCAGCUGCUUCCGCCUUCACGUUUCCUUAGAGAGAUUCCAGUUCACCUUCUUGAUAUGCAGGGUGAGGGGGCUGCAACAAAAAAGCAUGAACAGCCUUCUGGAGACUUUUCAUUUGAUCAUGCUGAAGGGGAAACAUCAAUUGAAAAGCCUAGGCCUAUUCCAGAACAGAAUGAAACUUCGCCUUAUCCAGAACUGAUGCAGACAUGCCUUGCUAAUGAUUUCUUGAAGAGGUUCGAAAUUGAUGAUAGAGCAGUAGUCUCUCAUAUAUUCCAUCAGUGGGCGAAGAAGCAGGCAUUUCAAAUUCCAAAGAGGCUGCUUGAUAAGAUCAAAUUUGUCAUUGAUGAACGUCUGCGAGGUAAAGGAUACAAGCGCAAGGAUGUCUUGUGCAAGCUGAAGUCAUUGUUAAGCGAAGAUGAAGCGCUUGGUUAUGCCGAAUAUGUUAUCAAGUGGGAACAAAUUCCUAUCGACAAGCGGAGCCAUCUGAUGAGAGAGAGACAGGAACAUUUCCAGAAGCAGAGGAUAGAGAAUUCAAUGGGUUCCUCAGAGCCUACACCUAAGCAGAUAGCUUACCUAAGGAAUCUGGGUUGCACCAUAACACCCACGUCUCGCCUCCAUGCAUCGAAUCUUAUUGAGAAGUAUAAAUCUCUGUGACCUGUUUGAAACCUGAUGAGUUGAAGUGCCACAGGAAGGCUUGUAAAGUUCUUCUUUUCGGGUUGUUGUAGCCUAGUUGUCUUAGCUUUUUCAUGUCUUUCUUUUUAGUUCUGUCGGGUUGUAAGGUUUGUCUCAUUAUUUCGACACUGUUAUAUGUUCGAGAAAUCAAGUCGUGAUGGGCCUAGCUUCGUGUGUCA